This is a messenger RNA of Thamnophis sirtalis, 864 nucleotides long. The record is from RefSeq and is a predicted model, not a curated record. NCBI's taxonomy places the organism in Eukaryota, Metazoa, Chordata, Lepidosauria, Squamata, Natricidae.
AGAGAGAAAGAGAGAGAGAGAGGCGUCAAAGCCACAAGAUGCAACGCAACGCCGCCCUACGAGCAGCGCGCCUGUCCCCUCCGGCCUGAAAAGCAGAAGCCCGUCUGAUUUGCCCGACGGUUCCUCUCCUCCCAGCCCGCGCUUGGGACUCGCGAGCGGUGGCGGCAAAAAAAGGGGCAACUGUAGCCAGGGAGAAGAGGCGGCGGCGGCGGCGGCGGUGGAGGAGGCGGAGGAGGAGGACGGCGGCUGAGCCCUCCCCUCCUGGGUCUCUCUGCCUGGGCGAAGAAUGCCGGAGGCGCCCGGGGCCGCCCUGCGCGGAGCUUGAAGGCAGCGCCUUGUGCCGCCGACGCCCAAGCUCGACCAUGGCUCCCUUCUUCUCCUGACCGCCCAGCGGCUUCGGAGCGAAGGACGGAGGCUGCCCGCCGUCCCCCUGGCAGAGGGCUGGUAUGCUCGGGCAGCGGCGGGAUGGCCUCGGCUGUGUUUGAGGGCACCUCGCUGGUCAACAUGUUCGUGCGGGGCUGCUGGGUGAACGGCAUCCGGAGGCUGAUCGUCAACCGGCGUGGGGACGAGGAGGAGUUCUUCGAGAUCCGAACCGAGUGGUCCGACCGGAACGUCCUGUACUUGCACCGCAGCUACUCGGACUUGGGCCGCCUCUUCAAGCGCCUGCUGGACUCCUUCCCGGAGGAUCGCCCCGAGCUCUCCCAGUCCCCCUUCCUCCAAGGUUUGCCGGCCGCCUCGUUUACCGACUUUCUCCCUCUUCCUCCCCCCCUCCCAAACUCCAUCCUAUGCCCGCUUGGCGACUGGUCGCUAAGGCGAGAGGAAGUUCCCUGCAAAGGAGCGGCGCUUCCUUCCCGCCGCAGUUGA